This is a messenger RNA of Magallana angulata, 1944 nucleotides long. RefSeq lists its product as uncharacterized. Bases 49 to 1827 code for a protein of 592 amino acids. The transcript is spliced from 6 exons. NCBI's taxonomy places the organism in Eukaryota, Metazoa, Mollusca, Bivalvia, Ostreida, Ostreidae. The record is from RefSeq and is a predicted model, not a curated record.
GCGACGGUCUGAAUAUUACAGUAUAAACAUAACUGUUCGCCAAAAACCAUGUUAAAGUUUUGGAUUUUACUUGCAGCCAUUUUGAGUGGACUUUUACUGACACAGUGUAAAAGUCAUGAAUCAGAUUCAAGAAAGCUACACAUUCUAUGGACAAAGUACAAAGAACUAAAAGAGGACGUCGAUAAACUUAAAUCGUUACAUCAGAAAGAACAGAGCGAUUCGUCGUCAUGUUCAUCGUCAUCGUCAUCUGAAGAAGAAGAAGACGAAGAUGAUAGUAAAGAAGAGGACGGAAAAAAAGAAGAGGGAUCUGACGAAGAUAACGGGGGUGGUGGAUCCAAAGAAGAAAAUAAAGAGCAGAACAAUUAUAACGAAUACACCAAAUUCCCCAUAAGAUAUCAUCAAAUACGACUCAUUUCAACCGGAACCGAGUACAAUGCUUGCACAGUCCAGAUCGAGGCUCCAGUGAAGACAAAAUUCAUUUGCUACACCGAAAACUCCCAGUUCAUGUUCCCAGUUGAAUCUACCGAAAGUCCUCCAAAACCAAUACCGAAUCCUCGUCACGAGAUGAUUGGUGGGCUACAUCACGUGACCUGCUACUCACGCUCUGGUAUUAUGCAAUUGUCAGCGGGCAUAGAGCCACAAUAUACUACAUUUGUAGCCGUUGUACCAGCCUCGGGACGCAACAGUUUAAAUGACGACCUUAGUGACCUCAACGUAGAGUUCAAAGAGUACACCAAUACAGAGCACGACGAAUAUCGGGAAGCAAGAGUUGAUUUCAGAUUUCAAAAUAAAACUACUCCUGACAAUAUUGACGGUAUAUUACUCUGGAAAAAUGAAUCCAAAGGCACAUUGCAAUGGACAAAUGACGGGGAACAGCAGAGCAUCAACUUAACAACUAAUGUCUCUUCCGUGUCUGAGUCUGAAACUAUGGUGCUUUUAAGGGUUCCGGUUGACGAAGUCGAAGAGAUUCACGGAAGUACGAGUGUGUAUCUUGAAUAUCGAUUGGAGGUCUCACGGGGAAUAAAUUUACGUUUUGAUAUGCAGCUACUGGGAAAAACUUCGUUACUUGAACCUCUAAGUCUAACGGAAAUUGCAAAACUCAAUGGCAAUAGAGACAAAACGUUUACCGAAAACCAAAGAGGAAAUAUCCAGUGUUCUUUUUUUACCAAUCCUACUGCCGCUGUAGAUAUUCUAAAGAAAGAUGACAAAGGGAUGAACAGGGUUUUGGAAACCUUUAAAACGUACUACAAUGGUAUUGCUUUUGCCGUUAAAAUUUGGGAAAAUGUUACAAACGAUGUCAGUGGACAGUACCUUUGCAGAGCUACUGCCGGUAGUCGUAUUGUUGAAGACGAAUUCAACGUUGACGUUGUUGGAUUUGUCCGGAUACUCAACGCAAAUGUCAUCAAAAUUGACAAUCUUGUAACAAUUAACAUUGAAGCUACUGCAGAAAGAAGCAAAAGUAUAAAUAUGGAGUGUCACGUGGAACUCAGUGACCCUUACGAAUUGAACGACGCCAUAUUGUUUCGGGAGCGGUCAAUUAAAAACGAUUCAUCCCUCGUGUCAUCACUGGACAUGUUAGAUGAAGAUGAUAACAACUCGCUAUCAGAUUACCUGGAAGAAUACAGCCCUCUUGUUAUCGACUAUGCUCGAACCAUCGAAUUCUCUACCCAGAACGAUUCUUUGAAGAAGAAUAUCUCCGUUGUUCUAGAUCUUGAGAUGGUCCCCGAGACGCCAUCUAAGGUGAGCUGCACUGCCCGGAACAUCGAGCCCGAUAGAAUACAGAUUGACGACCACAUGACAAAUUGGAUCACUUUAACGAUUAUUUAAAACCCAAGUGAAUCAAUGAUGUUUUUCGAUUGAAAUACUAUAUAAAGAUUUCAGAAAACCCGAUAUAGAUUUGUUAAUGCAGGCACGUAGCAUCGGGGGGGGGGGGGGGGGGGGGCC